UUAGCCAUUGCACCGAACAGAACAGAAACAUGGCACAAGCAAAAGUACUGCCACAAUAUAUUGCCGGGCUGUCCGCAGCGUUUGGAGCCUUCUGUAUGGGCGCCAGCAUGGGCUGGUCAGCGCCUGUAGAGAAAAUGUUGACGGAGGAGGAAGCUUACGGGUUUCCAGUGUCCAGCGACCAAUUUGGCUGGGUGUCUUCCCUGCUAACACUGGGCGCGACUGUCGUUUGCAUACCCGCAGGAUUCAUUAUUGACUGGAUUGGACGCAGACCGACGAUGUUGGCCCUGAUACCACCUUACAUGGUGGGCUGGAUUCUGAUGAUCUUUGCGAACAAUGUGAUGAUGCUCUAUUUUGGACGUUUCAUUCUGGGCGUUUGCGGUGGUGCCUUCUGUGUGACUGCGUCCAUGUACACCACGGAGAUCUCAACUAUUUCCACACGUGGCACACUGGGAAGCUUCUUCCAGCUGAACACCGUCUCGGGAUUGCUGUAUGGCUACAUUGUGGGCGGCUACCUUCCGCUGUUGACCAUCAAUAUACUCUGUGCCAUAUUACCUCUAAUCUUUGCCGCAGUGCACUUCUUUAUGCCGGAAUCGCCGGUUUAUCUGGCCAUGAAAGGUCGUCCUGAAGAUGCAGCCAAGUCUCUGCUCUGGCUGCGUGGCAAGGACUGCGAUGUCAGCUCCGAGCUCAAGGAAAUUCUCGAGGAGACAAACAAGAAUGCGGAUGAGCCCAAGGUCAGCAUCUUAAAGAUGUUGCGACGUCCCAUAACCCUCAAGGGAAUUGGCAUUGCGGUGAUUCUGCAGGCAUUGCAGCAGUGGACGGGCAUUAAUGCCAUCAUGUUUUACUCCACGUCCAUUUUUGAGGAUGUUGGUGCUGACCUCAGCGGUCGCAUUUGCACCAUUCUGAUCGGAGCUACUCAAGUAAUUAUGACACUUGUGGCAACUUUAAUAAUUGACAAGGCUGGUCGACGCAUUCUGCUCCUUAUUUCCGCCUUCUUUAUGGCCAUUACGACCUGCCUGAUGGGCGUGUACUUUCAAAUGAAGGAAAACGACGAGGCUUCGGUGGCGUCUCUGGGAUGGCUGCCCAUCACCAGCAUACUCGUGUUCAUUGUGUUUUUCUCCAUUGGCUUCGGGCCCGUGCCGUGGCUAAUUAUGGCCGAGUUGUUUACCGAAGACGUCAAGAGUGUCGCCGGCUCCAUUGCGGGCACGAGCAACUGGUUCUCCGCAUUUUUGGUCACAAAACUGUUUCCGUUAUUAAAGAACAGUAUUGGAUCGGCGCCAACAUUUUGGAUAUUUGCUGGAAUCGCUGUCGUCGCUUUUGUCUACUCGCUGAUUUGUGUGCCGGAGACAAAGGGUAAAACGCUUCCCGAGAUUCAGCUAUUGUUGGCUGGCGGCAAAAAGAAUCACGACACCGAGACGAAGGGCAAUUAGAACUGGGCCUAAGCAUAUAUAUAUACAUAUGUCUAGUCUAUAGCUAUAGUCUCUAUCAAUAAGAAUAAACAAAUAUAUUUUCAAAUACUUAA
Messenger RNA from Drosophila novamexicana, 1519 nucleotides. Its product is annotated as facilitated trehalose transporter Tret1-like. Gene Ontology annotation, cellular component: membrane. The coding region runs from base 30 to 1427 and encodes 465 amino acids. Gene Ontology annotation, biological process: carbohydrate transport; transmembrane transport. The transcript has a single exon. NCBI's taxonomy places the organism in Eukaryota, Metazoa, Arthropoda, Insecta, Diptera, Drosophilidae. Gene Ontology annotation, molecular function: sugar transmembrane transporter activity. The record is from RefSeq and is a predicted model, not a curated record.